CUUACACUCACAAAGUUAUAACCAUGGGCUUCCGGCAGGGCGCAGUCCUUGCUUCUUGCUCUUUCUUUUUGGGCGUGCUUUUCAUUUGCUUUUUCGUCGACUAUCCCGUUCUUUUCGGUGACCUCACCGAAGAGGUUGUCGAAAACGGCUUCCAGUUCUAUACCACCUUCUUCAAUGCUCCUCCCGCUAUCAAGGCCCUCUUGCAUGGUUUCAUUGGUUUUGGCAUCCUAGCGCUAGUGGGGAAGCUGAGCAUAUGGGAUGAGAGCGCCAUGUUCUUCGAUGGUUCCAGCCUUGCCGCGUACAUCUUUGCCAUUUCCGUCUACCUGGCUGUGACCGUUCCCUCGCUGCGCACUAUCGUCACCCCCGUCGAAGGCGUCGACACGCGUGCGGACCAAAUCGAAGCUAUGCGAGUGCUUUCUGCCGGAAACACGAUUAUGAUUGCUGUAUUGGGUGCUAUAUUAGUCCUUCAGGGAGGACAAGAAUACGCGGCGCGUGCUAUGGCGAAGGAGCUUGCAAAGCUCGAGGAGGAGGAGCGCAAAACGAAGAAGACGCGGCCUGCGGAGGCGGGCGGGAAGCCGGGAGCGAAGGCGGGUAAAGAUAAGCAGGACUAAGUACGUACUGGGUGAGACGAGAAUAGUGUAGAUAUUUGUUUCUUGAUAAUUCACAGGUUUUAACCUGC
Messenger RNA from Coniophora puteana RWD-64-598 SS2, 679 nucleotides. RefSeq lists its product as uncharacterized. NCBI's taxonomy places the organism in Eukaryota, Fungi, Basidiomycota, Agaricomycetes, Boletales, Coniophoraceae. The coding region runs from base 24 to 611 and encodes 195 amino acids. The record is from RefSeq and is a predicted model, not a curated record. Gene Ontology annotation, cellular component: endoplasmic reticulum membrane. The transcript has 5 exons. Gene Ontology annotation, biological process: endoplasmic reticulum to Golgi vesicle-mediated transport.